Oldenlandia corymbosa var. corymbosa is the source of this 1058-nucleotide messenger RNA. NCBI's taxonomy places the organism in Eukaryota, Viridiplantae, Streptophyta, Magnoliopsida, Gentianales, Rubiaceae. The record is from the annotation of a GenBank genome assembly.
UGCUAAUGGUGAUAACCCCUUCAUACCGUUCAAUGUUGUACAUAAUGAUGUUCAUGAUUGGCAUUCUGGUUUUCAUUCCUCACUUAUGUGGUGUCCUACUUACCGAUCCAUACACCAAAUAUUCCCAACUCAAUCUUCCUCCUGGUGUGAAAGGGGAUUCAGUCUCACUGGAUCCACUUAACCAAGGUCCCUAUGUAGGCGUUAGUGAUGGCAGAAUUCUCAAAUACAACGGAACCGAUUUUGUGGAUUUCGCUUACCUUUCUCCAAAUAGGUCCAAGCAACUAUGUGACGGUACAACAGAUAUAAGUUUGAGCACAACAUGUGGAAGGCCAUUAGGGUUCAGUUUUGAUCCUUUAACGGGAUACCUUUAUAUUGUGGGUGCGUAUGGUGGCUUUUACAGAGUAAGCCCACAAGGUGGACUUGCUACGAAAUUUGCAACUGAUGUAAAUGGUGUCCCGUUUCAUUUUCUCAAUGGCAUUGACUUCGAUCCAAUCAAAAGAGUUGUUUAUUUCACAGAUACCAGUUUGGUAUUUAGCUUCACGGAUGUUCUUCUAGGAAACCCUCUCAAUCCAGAAGAUUCAACCGGAAGAUUGAUCGAAUAUAAUACUAUAACGGGAAAACUAAGAGUAUUAAUAGACCAACUUCCUCUUCCAACAGGCCCGGCAGCAAGUGGAGAUGGUACAUUUAUAUUAUAUGGUUCUACUACUGGGAAGAUUUUCAAGUACACUCUUCCUCUCAUAGGUUCAUUGGCCGGAAAACCCCAAGCUUUGUUGAAUUUAACAGGUUAUCCUCUCAAAAUAAAGAGAGCCGCCGAAUUGGGAUGUUUUUGGGUUCCAGUAAACGAGUUGGUUCAACUACGACCUCGUUUGGUCCAUCCAUUUGGUUACAAGUUCAAUUCAACUGGCGGCGUAAUUUUGAUAAAAAAUUUCACUGCCGAGUAUUUCCAAUCUCAAGUAAAUGUUGUGCAAGAGUAUGGCAGUUUCCUUGGACUUGGAGGGAAAACAUUGUACGUUGGCUCAAUUAUGGAUUCUUACGUUGGUGUCUAUGGAACACAGUGA